GUACAGAACCUUUGUUCUUUGAAGAAUCAUCAUGACAAAUUGUCAUAUCACGUUCUCCUUCAAAUUCUGCGUCUCUCACUUGCAUGGCUUAGUUGCACUUUGUCUACACAACGCACCAAACAGGUUCUACGCUACACUAAAGAUGACUGAGACCUUAACAGAAGAGGAGCUGAUCGAAGAAAUGAAGGAUUGUUACUCAAUUUUCGAUCGUGUUGGUGACAUGAAGGUGGACUACAACAGAAUUGCUGACGUCUUGCGGUCACUGGGGCUCAAUCCACUAACUGCAGAUGUUAACAAGUGUUUGAAAGACUCUGAGCUUGAAGGGACAAGAGUGGACUUCGAGACCUUCUAUGCCAUCUACAAGCAGCUCUCAAAAGUACCUGCGUCUUCAAGCUACGAUGACCUGGUAGAGGGACUGGGGACGAUGGACCGUGAGCAAUGCGGAGUUGUAAGAUAUGCAGAGCUCAAAUUAAUAUUGAUGAACGUUGGAGACAAGAUGACUGAAGAUGAAUUCGACCUUAUUGUCACUCCCCAUGAGGAUCAAUCCAAAAAUGUUGUCUACAGGGACAUGAUCAGGAAGGUUAUGUCAGCAUAAGAGCGUGUUAUAAAUAAAACGUCUUUGCUAUUGAAACUGUUUUUACACGCGUGGUAGCUUUCUUCAUAUUCGGUAUCACAGAUAUUGUUCAGUAAAUGCGUUGACCUUUCCAAGCAGAAUGUAAGCUGAAAAUGACUUUACAAACUUUUAAAUGAUUCUUUCAACCCAAAAUAUAUAAAAAUUUUUGUAGGGAAAAUAACUACUCGCUAACUGCAUUUUACGCCUUAGAAUAGCUUGAGUGAAAUCGUGAUUGAAAAGUAUUGAAGAAAACUUGCA
Molecule: messenger RNA, 871 nt
Organism: Rhopilema esculentum
Lineage: Eukaryota; Metazoa; Cnidaria; Scyphozoa; Rhizostomeae; Rhizostomatidae
Source: RefSeq, a predicted model, not a curated record